Messenger RNA from Gastrolobium bilobum, 1137 nucleotides. RefSeq names its product GDSL esterase/lipase At1g54790-like. The transcript is spliced from 5 exons. Gene Ontology annotation, molecular function: hydrolase activity, acting on ester bonds. The coding region runs from base 1 to 1137 and encodes 378 amino acids. The record is from RefSeq and is a predicted model, not a curated record. NCBI's taxonomy places the organism in Eukaryota, Viridiplantae, Streptophyta, Magnoliopsida, Fabales, Fabaceae.
AUGGCUCCUAAGAAUGUUGUUGCUUUUCAAGUUGUCUUAUUUUGCAUCUAUUUUGUUGUGGCAAAUUCGGUUGGUUUCAGAUACCCAGCAGUUUUCAACUUUGGUGAUUCAAACUCGGACACAGGUGAACUUGUUGCAGGGAUGGGCAUUCAACUCGCGCCACCUAAUGGCCACAAUUACUUCAAAACUCCAUCUGGGAGGUCCUGCAAUGGCCGUCUCAUAGUGGACUUCUUGCUGGAAGCCAUGGACUUGCCAUUCUUAAGUGCCUAUUUGGAUUCAUUGGGUUUGCCAAAUUUUCAGCAAGGAUGCAACUUUGCAGCAGCAGCUUCAACUAUCCUUCCAGCCACUGCAACAUCCUUCUGCCCAUUCAGCUUUGGGGUUCAGGUAUCUCAGUUUCUGCGAUUCAAAGCUCGGGCUCUUGAAUUGCUUGCAGUUGAAGGCGAGAAAUUUGAUAAAUACGUCCCAAGUGAAGAUUAUUUCGAGAAGGGGUUAUACAUGUUUGACAUUGGCCAGAACGAUCUUGUUGGUGCAUUUUAUUCAAAAAGUUUGGACCAAAUACUUACCUCAAUUCCAACAAUUCUAUUGGAAUUGGAAUCUGGAAUAAACAAACUGUAUGACCAUGGGGCUAGAUAUUUCUGGAUACAUAACACAGGUCCAUUCGGCUGCUUGGCUAACGUCAUUGCCAAAUUUGGCACUGAUCCAUCAAAGCUUGAUGAACUAGGAUGUGUUAGUUCACAUAACCAAGUAGCUAAAACCUUCAAUCUACAGCUUCAAGCUUUCUGUAGUAAAUUGCAGGGCCAGUAUCCAGAUGUAAAUGUUACAUAUGUUGACAUCUUUACCAUAAAAUCAGACCUCAUUGCAAACUAUUCUAAAUAUGGGUUUGAACAACCUAUUAUGGCUUGCUGUGGAUAUGGAGGUUCACCAUUGAACUAUGACAGUCGAGUUUCUUGUGGGCAAACAAAGAUCUUCAAUGGGACCACAAUUACAGCAAAAGGUUGCAAUGACAGCACUGUGUAUGUAAACUGGGACGGGAUUCAUUACACUGAGGCUGCAAAUCAAUAUGUCGCAUCACAAAUUCUCACUGGAAAUUACUCCUCCAAUCCUUUCUUAGACAAAAUGCCCUUACUCAAGUUCUAA